This is a messenger RNA of Ictalurus furcatus (blue catfish), 3880 nucleotides long. RefSeq names its product integrator complex subunit 10 (gene ints10). Bases 741 to 2951 code for a protein of 736 amino acids. The transcript has 18 exons. Gene Ontology annotation, biological process: snRNA processing. NCBI's taxonomy places the organism in Eukaryota, Metazoa, Chordata, Actinopteri, Siluriformes, Ictaluridae. The record is from RefSeq and is a predicted model, not a curated record. Gene Ontology annotation, cellular component: integrator complex.
UGUGGAUAUAGUUCUUGCACUUUUUGGUUAUAAGCUGUCAUGUGACUAAAACCGAUCAACACGAUCGUUAAAAAAAAAAGAAAAAGAAAAAGAAAGAAGACAUUUUAGUAAACACGUUAAAAAUAUAAAAACUCCUUCUGAUGAUUUUCACAUAAACAAGAUUUUUUUGGUUAUUGGUGCAGUUAGUUGAAAUGAACAUCUGACGAAAGCACAGGGUCGAUGGAGCCACGUAAGCAGCAAACAGGUGGAAUAUAAUAAUAAUAAUAAUAAUAAUAAUAAUAAUAAUAAAAAUAAUAAAAAUAACAGCAUUUAUAUAGUAAAGGGCCCAUUGAUUUGUUUUCAGUUUUAAGCCAGCACUUUUGUGGUGGAACAUAAGGUACUGCAGCCGUUCUAGGCAAUUUACACCAGCUGUCCCUUCGGCCUUUCUGAAGGAAAACGUAACUACACAGCAGUAAGCUAGUUGCGUUUUAAGUAAUUAAUUUAUAUUUCUGUAAAUAUGAUCAUAAGAAACCCUAUAAUAUAAAAUAAAUCGUAAAUAUGAUUAAAAUCGUGUUAAGCUAAAGACUUUUAUUUUGCCACAUUCUCGUGCCCCAGAAGUGAAAUGAGAAACGCGGCGUUGUGCGCAUGCGCAGUAUAUUUACUACUGCUGUUGUACAGUCUCCAUUCUCUGGUUUGUUUAUGAAUAAAGGAGCUAAGCCGUCCUCGUUUGCCCCGCCAGACCUGGAGCUGAUGCAGUAAACAUGUCGGCACAGGGGGACUGUGAUUUCUUGGUGAAACGUGCGCGCGAGCUCGUGCCCGAAGACCCGUGGGCUGCUAAAGCCUGGCUCAUCACCGCACGCACGCUCUAUCCGGCCGACUUCAACAUACAGUAUGAGAUGUACAUGAUUGAGCGCAAUGCAGAGAGGACCUCUUCGGCUGGCAGACUGCUCUACGACAUAUUUAUUAAUUUCCCGGAGCAGCCAGUGGUGUGGCGUGAGAUCAGUGUAAUCACAGCAGCAUUGAGGAACGACAGCCAGGACAAGCAUGCACAGUUCCUCAAAGGUGUGUUUGAGACUCUACCAGGCCCUGUGCAGUGUCAGAUGCUUUUGAAAGCCACUGAACAGUGUUUUAACACUCUGGAGAAAGCAGAGAUGCACCUGCUGCUGCUGAAGAGAUUCCCAGAGUCUGUGGUACAGCACGGGGUGAGUUUAGGAGAGUCCCUCUUGGAUGCGGAGAACAUGCAGGACUUGGACACACCAGUCAACUGUUACAGGAAACUGUUUGUAUGUGAUGUCCUGCCGUUGAUCAUUAAUAAUAUGGAGAUGCGGCUUCCUGCCAGUCUAUUGCACAAGUACAUGCACAAAGCGGCUGAGUUUUACAUCGGCUAUGUGACGCGAGGCCCCUGCGCAGAUGCACAGUUACCGGGACCUCAGGAAGGGGGGGGGCUUAAGUCUCCCGGAAAGGGGCGUGGCCAGCGUGGCGUGAUUGACGGCUUGUCAGAGAAGUCGUCGUUAGUGGCGGAGCCGUGGGUGAGGCUGCUGGAGAUUGUUGGGUCGAUGGGGCUGAGGUGUGAGUGGCAGGGAGAGAAGGGCACCAGGACAUACUCGGAGCUACUGCAGCGGGUGAAGGAAUUGUGCCGCUAUUUGCCUGGUUUGGAGGGCGAGACUUUCUCUCGCUGCUGUGCCCAAAUUGUCACCUGUUCCACGCUAGUUCUCUUCCGCAGCGCACACUUCUACAUCUCCACAGUGCAGCCCUCUCUCUUUCAGGGUCAUAACUCACUGGGCUCGACUCCAUGGGUUCUGGUGGAGGAUCUUUCGAGUGUGUUUAAUGACAUCGAGCCCGAGAGACCAAGCGGAAAACAUGCACACAAAAAACGCAAACUUGCAGACGGGCGUGAGAAAACCAUGAGUUCUGAUGAUGAGGACGCUCUAGGUAAGGGACGAGGAAGACACAUUUUGGUGAAUAUGACUGAAAUGCCAGCUUGGGCCGAGAUGUUGGAGCAUUUCAGAACGGCGAGAGAGAGCUGGGACCUCUUACACUCCCAUGAGACUCUGGAAUCAGAGUACAACAAGAUCUGCGCAGCAUGGAAGACUGAAAGCUGGCUUUGGUUCCGGAUAUUUCUCACCGAUAUGAUCAUGUAUCAGGGUCACUACAGGAAAGCUCUGUCCAGUCUAAUGCAGCUGUCGUCUCUUCAGCCCCAGCAGAGCCAGAACACACAUCCAUCAGCCUCCAGCUUGGAGACACACAGAGCCUUAAUUCAGCAAGCAUCCUGUCACUACGCACUUGGGGAGUACCGGUUGGCCUGUGAGAAGCUGUUGGAGGUUGUAAGUGGUCUGGUACCUCAAAAUCAGGAGGCAACAAAGUCCAGCGAGGAGCAGAACCGAGGAAGAAACAAAGCCAAGAAAGGCAAUGACUUGAGGCUUAUUCCCUGCACUAGCAAAGACAUUCUGCCCUUCUGUCUGCAGCUCAUGCUGGCCUGCUUCAAAUUGCGAGCGUUCACCGAGGGCAACAGAGAUGACCUGUCUCUAGGUCAUGUGAUCGUCCUCCUGCAGCAUGAUUGGCCACAGGGAGAGACUCUGUUCUUGAAGGCAGUGGACAAAAUUUGUGAUCAGGGGAGUUUUCAGUACGAGAACUUCUUCAACUACGUCACCAACAUCGAUAUGUUGGAAGAGUUCGCGUACCUCCGUACGACAGAAGGCGGGCGGGUCCAGCUGGAGCUAUUGCCCAAUCAGGGGAUGCUAAUUAAGAACCCCAGCCCCGCCCUGGGGGUGGAGUUAAAUACCCUGCUGCUUCCUGGGGCUCAGAAGGCUGACAGGCAUCACACUGUGACUCGUGGCAUUACCAAAGGUGUGAAAGAAGAUUUCCGGCUGGCCAUGGAACGCCAGGUGUCUCGCUGCGGAGAAAAUCUACUCAGCGUGCUACACCGAUUCUGCAUUAAUGAGAAAAUCAUUCUCAUCCAGUCCUUACCAUGAACUCAGCCGCUUAGAAGAAAAAAAAAUCAACCCUGAAUAAAUUCCGUAUUAAUCGUCAACAACAUCCAAUAUUUAUUUUGGAAUAAAAUUCGAAGUUGUUAAUCUCUACCUAUAGAGAGUGAUGCAGCCAUGCUUUAGUUUUUUAAUCUGUCCAGCUCUCCUCAUCUGUACACAACAGAUCAGCUUCCAAAGCUUCAAUUUUCAUGCUAAGAAUGUACCACUUUCAACGCUAUUACUCUUGUCAUCUCAUAGCUCACUAGCUAACUGAGCAAAGUCCCUGCUGUAACUCGGCUCAACUGGGCCAUAUAGCUGUAUUGUAUUCUGGAACUUACAUUUGCUGUCUCCACUACAUCUACAUUGGAUUUGUCAUUAAUACGACAAUAUUAAUGUUUUAGGAGCUAGCAACAAAUAUCUAACCAUUAUCCUACGCAUCUUCUACACAUGUUUAAUUUGUUUCAGGGAGGACUUUUCUGUUGACUUCUGCCCUAUGCCCUAAUUCUAACUGAAUUUGCAAUGUUCAUGCGAAAAGCUUAUUUUUCAACUUGAUACUGUUUACUAUUACUAUGGUUUACUUUUGUGAAUUGUCUAGGUUUAGAGUUGCCUAUUUUGGAUAAGCACAGACAGAGACCUCAAACAGGAGUGUCUUUCUUUUAACGGGGUAAUGGAAUCUGGUAUAUUUCCCUGUUAAAGCUUGUGGAAUUGCAUAUUGCAAAACGUUAGGGUAAUUGGUUGCAAUGGUUGCAUCCUGGCCUAUGAAGAACCCCUCAGUGUUCUUAAGGUGUUUAUGUCCAAGUAAUUAUGUUUUAUGUAUCAUUGCUUUGUAAUUUCUAUGUUUGGUUAUCUAAUAGACUUGGAAAUGUUACUUGUAUUGGCAGCAAUUGAGAUCAGACUUUGAAAUCACAGGAAAAAAAACAGAAUAAUAAUUAUAA